UCUUAGUGUCAUCAAUGUCAUAUGCCAUUCCAGUGUCAUAUUUUCCUUCAAAAUAUCGGUACGGUACAAUGUUCAAAAUACCAAGUUUUUCGAGAUAUUUCUCAUCAAUAGCCCAAUGAUGAACAAGCCAGUGGGGAGAAAAUGUUGCAGAUAGCCGUCUUCGCCCUGACAUGGAUUGCUUGUUACGCGGGUUACGAACACCUCUUGGAACAAGAAAACGUCACCUACAGCACCGUCCCCGGCAUCGCGGCGUACCGCUCUGCUCUCACUCUAGACUCGGUGGACAAAGGUUCCCAGCAGAGGGAAUACGCACACACGUUUGGGAGUGACUCGCCGACUCUUUCUAAAGACUUGGAUGAGUCGGAGUGUAUGGAAUAUUCGAGGCCUGCUGCUGGGAAGAUAGCCAGGCUUAUGCUGGAGCUUUUGAAAAACCUUGAAAACGACGAUGGCGUCAUCCAAGAGUUAUCUCAGACGCUGGCACGUACCAAGCUUCUCAUGCCGACGUCGAAGUUGGACGUGGAGCCAGAUUUGACGUCGCUGGUGCAGACGCCACAGCUAAUGCAAGGCGAGCCGCUAGACACCUUGCCGAGGGUUCUGGCAACUGUGUGGAUGCUAGCCGAAGACCCUGGCAUCACUAAGGAGAAUGGCUGGUGUCCCAUUGAACAGCUGACUCAAUUCUUGAACUCUGCGACGCCAGUGGAGAUCGCGGUGCGCAUGCGUGCGGUUGACCCGAUCCUCUCUCGCGCACGUUUUAUACUCGAAGACUUUAUGCAGAGCGUCGCGCCUAUGAGCAUCAAGUGGAAUCGACCGCCUAUAGUUAUGGUAAAUCAUUUGAGGAAUGUCUCUUCAAAAGGGCUUAAUUUGUAUGAAAUCGUUUGGGAAUACAAAAAAGCCGGAGGUCAGCACUAA
This is a messenger RNA of Leguminivora glycinivorella, 909 nucleotides long. RefSeq lists its product as uncharacterized. The transcript has 5 exons. Lineage: Eukaryota; Metazoa; Arthropoda; Insecta; Lepidoptera; Tortricidae. The record is from RefSeq and is a predicted model, not a curated record. The coding region runs from base 142 to 909 and encodes 255 amino acids.